CAGCCCAAGCAGCUGCCACAGCCCCCGCGGCACCCACGGAACCCACAGCUCACACAGAUUACGCGUCUCCCACAUCUUACCCAGCCCCCGCUGCCCCCACGGUUCCCACCGCAUCUGCAGCUCCUGUAGCUCUCGCAGUCGAGCCGCCAGUCCGCCCUCGAUCCCCACCCUCCCCCAACCGCGCGAGCAUCUCGACAGCCAUCCGCAGGGGCAAAAUCACCUUCAAUCUUGUCAACUUCCCGCAGCCGGACCUUGACGUGCUAGGCCUGGUGAUCAACAACAACUGGCCAACAGGCGUAGAAAAUACACCGACGAGCGGCACCCCGCCAGAGGACAGCCGCAGCCGCUCGGUCAGCGUCAGGGCCAGGGGCGGAAAUGGCGUGCUAUAUCGCCCGUCGCUCUUCGACACCAUGACGCGCGACUUUAUCCGUCUGCAGUUUCAAAUCGUGCGUGCGUUGUACGACCGCGGCUGGAUCUUCCAACACAUACUAGCGCGGCCGACGCACUCGCCCAUCGUGGCGGCUGAGUUGGAUUUUCAGCGUGUCGACGGGCAAAACUGGAUCUUUGCCCGCUUCGAGGAGCACCCCGUCCUAUGCGAGUGGUUCAGCCUAUCGAUGCACUGCCCGCGCGAGCUGGUAAUCGUCGGCGACUUCCCACAGGAUCUGCGUGCUGCCGUCCUGGCCCGCGUCGGCCCCCACCGGUUCCAACACGGCGUCCGCGGCUUCUACCCCGGCUCCGGGAUGGUGGUGCAUGAAGAGAAGGAAGACGAGGCCGUGCUGAAGAUGUUGGGCGUUCUGGAUCAGUUUGGCUACACGGUGUACACGAGCUUCUCCACCUGGCCCGUCUCCAUCAUUGUCAACCGGCCCAUAGUGCGUGGUGGCAAUGGUGCACCCAGUAGCUCGGGGUCUAGUCCUUCGAGAUCCAACAGCUCGGAAAAUAAUGAAGCACGUCAGGAUGCGAAUAGCGGUCAAAGGGGGCAGGAAGCGUGAUGCUGCCACUGGAAGGCUUCAAAUUGGGUAGGCCGAACAAACCUAUGUCUGAAAGCAGUUUACUCUGUCAGUCUUUCAAUAUCAUAAAUCCCUGCU
Lasiosphaeria miniovina is the source of this 1085-nucleotide messenger RNA. RefSeq lists its product as uncharacterized. NCBI's taxonomy places the organism in Eukaryota, Fungi, Ascomycota, Sordariomycetes, Sordariales, Lasiosphaeriaceae. Bases 411 to 989 code for a protein of 192 amino acids. The record is from RefSeq and is a predicted model, not a curated record. The transcript is spliced from 2 exons.